AGUCAGAACUCAGGAGCUUUUCUGGCAAAUUGCGCCGAUUAUAAUAAGGAAUGCCAAAGCUUCCUCGAUCUUCAACGUAACGUUCACUUCCAGGCAUCUCUCUCUCUCUCUCUCUCUCAAAUUACGGAACCCCCAGCUUCAUAAUCUCUGCUGAUUUCUACGCAAUGGCUGCGAAUAAGUUCGAAGAGCGCGAACAAAACAUCAGGGGCAUCCUGGAUGGAAGUUGCAGAGCACCUGCCAGCUGUUCCUGUUUCAAGCUACUAAAGCCAAGUUUUGAUGAGGUCAACAAUCACUGUUCUAUAGGCAUUCUGCCAAUUUUUCUUGAGGAGGCUUCCUUUCCAGAAAGAUUAAAUUGUCCCUUUCACAGUUCACAUGGCCAAGAUGUCUGCAGCAUUUCAGUGUUGUCUGAUGAAGGCAACAAUAAACAAUGUGCUUCAGAGUUGGCAUUUCUAAGCUUCUUGGAAGUUUCUAAUCCAUCAAAAAAUCAGAUGUGCAUGGAUGCACAAUUGAAUUUCAAGAACUGCAUUGAUUUGCAAAUGAAAAGUUCUGAUGCUAUUCCCCCGUGCAUUGUUGACAUAAAUAAUGAAAAAGAAUGUUCAAAAACUCUUGAAUCUACUGAUGAAAUAGUGGAAAGUUUGAAAAGCGAGGGUGUGCUAACUCAUUUUCAGAAGUUGUUGCGGAGACAGGCAAGCUUUAAAAUAGGUGGAAAACUGAUGCAACUUUUGAUGAACCAUGGCACUUCGAGAGAUAAAUCAAUGAUUGAGAGGGCCCAUGAUACUCCAAAUAAUCAAUGGAGAAAAUAUAAGCGUGCUGCCUCAUUCGAUUCAAGAAAGAUCUCAUUCGAUUCAAGAAGGAUCGUUCUCCUUUUUUCAAUCUUGUCGAGUUUGGGAACAUUGGUACUGAUAUAUCUGACGCUGAGAGUUAGGCAGAAUGGUGAUGGUUAUGUUCCCGUCUGAUGGUAUUUUCUUGCCUUCUCUGCAUUCUAAUUCAUGCUUCAACUUGCUUUUAUGGAGUUCUCUUGCGAACUACCUGUGAAAUUUGCUUCUUUGUAAUGUUCAUAAAAACAUGUUUCUGAGUGUCUAUUUUCUGUACAUAAGUAGUAUCAUUCGCAUUUCUACUAGGUUCUGUAAUGUCCAACUCUCACUAGUUUGUCACGAGUCACGAUCUUCUUAGUUUCGCAA
Messenger RNA from Juglans microcarpa x Juglans regia, 1181 nucleotides. RefSeq lists its product as uncharacterized. The transcript has 7 exons. The record is from RefSeq and is a predicted model, not a curated record. NCBI's taxonomy places the organism in Eukaryota, Viridiplantae, Streptophyta, Magnoliopsida, Fagales, Juglandaceae. The coding region runs from base 165 to 956 and encodes 263 amino acids.